AUGGCCGAUAGUUUUGAUCCAUUGAAGAAUGCAGCUAGUAAAGAAGUUGAAGGUUCACUGCAACAAGUAAAUAAGAGUACAUCAAAUGUUGUUAAUGCUCAAUCUCGUUCUGCAGUUUCAAGUGCUUGGACACGUCAAUCAUCAAACGGUUCGAGCGAGCAAGCUAACUCAUACAGUGCGCAAAACUAUCAAGUCCCUUCAAAUAGAUCGGCAAAUUUAAGUAAUAAUGCAAAUAAAAUUCCUCGUCAAGAAAACUAUCCAUAUAGUGUAAACGCGCGACAAUCAUCGCCAGAGGGAUCAUUACAUCAGCCUCAACAAGUCAGAGUUAUUGAUCCGAAAACUAAGCCCUAUUGGGAAACUCGAGAAGAUUCUUUUGGAAACUAUGCUCAAGAUUCAGCGGAAGGUUAUGGAGAUGAUGAGUAUGUAGACGAAGAACAACAACAAGAAGCAUCUUACUAUCAAGAUGAAUAUUAUGAACAGCCACAUAAGAAGAAAGGAUUGUCAGCUAAAAUCGAUCGUUUGGUUCAACGAUUUCCUGCCUUAGGCAAAUUUUACAAACAACCACCCUCUUCACCUGUAGCCCAUGCGCCUAGUGAAAAUUUUCAAUACGAUCGAAUGCCCGGUCCUAUCGGUUCAAGCCCAUUUAAAUAUGAAUUAACUGCUGAUGAUUUAGCACUAAAAGAGCGAUAUUCGGAUAAAGCACGUACAAAAUCUAUAAAACUUCAAGCAAAAGAUCAAACACAACCAGUUGAUGUUUCUAUUAAUCAUGAGAAAAAUCUAAUAUACUUAUGUGAUGUCGGUCGCAGCAUUGUUGAAAUUUUUGACAUGAAUGGAACAUUUGAGCAUUCACUCAAUGAUGCAAUCAUGAGUAAAUUUCAACCGACAGCCAUAGCUGUUAGUUGUGAUGGAACUAUUAUUACUGCAAGUCAUUUUAGUCAUUGUCUUCAUAUGAAUUCACCUGACGGAGCAAAUCUUUUCUCCUAUAAAAGAUUUAAAUUAGGUACCGAAGGUAGUCAAAUACAUCAAUUUUUUCAUCCAGCUGGUAUUGCUAUUGAUAUGACCGAUGGAUAUUUAUAUGUUUGUGAUCGAGGAAAUAAUCGUAUCCAAGUGAUUUCACCUGAUGGUGUAUGUGAACGAGUAAUUGAAUUAUUUUUAUAUGGCGCAAAAGACUAUCCGUUAGAACCAAUUCGUAUUGCUCAUCAACAAAACGCAGGUCAAAUAGUUUGCAUUACUGGCACUGGUGAUGUCAUGUGUUUUAUUCCAAAAGAUGCGAAUGGACCAAUAUAUGUCACACCAUUAGUUAUCACCGAUACAAAUGGAUUAGGUCUUGAAAAUGCGUCUGGUCUAGCUGUAGAUUAUCAUGAUCGUAUAUUUAUCUCUGAUACAGGUCAUCAUCGUAUUGUUAUUUGCACACCUGAUGGCAGUUAUUUAACAAGUUUUGGUACAGAAGGUGAUCAAGCUGGCCAGUUAAAACGUCCAUGUGGUUUAGAUAUAAGAACCGAUGGAACUGCUAUUGUUAGUGACGCUGGCAAUAAACGAAUACAAUUUUUUGGUUUAAUACCUGAUGAAGCACAUCCAGAAAGCAGUCCUUCCGACUUGAAGGCUAGUUUAAAUAACAAUCCAUUGAUCGAUAACGAACAUGAUCCUAUUACAAAUCUGUAA
Rotaria socialis is the source of this 1662-nucleotide messenger RNA. The record is from the annotation of a GenBank genome assembly. NCBI's taxonomy places the organism in Eukaryota, Metazoa, Rotifera, Eurotatoria, Philodinida, Philodinidae.